GAGAUGAUAGAAAAGGUGGCUGGAAGGAGAUGCCAUGGAAUGGACCCUAUAUAGUACAUAGAGUAAUAAAUAAUAGUUGUUGUAUUUUACAAACAUUGAAAGGAGAAAUAUUGAAAAAAAAACAAAACAUGAAAAAUUUGAAAAUAUAUUAUGAAAAAAAAAUGUGAUGUAAAUAAGAGUGAGGAAGAAACAAAUGUGAAUGACAGCUAUAAUAGUGAUAGUGACGUUUGUUUUGUUAGUGAAACUGUUAGCUGUAAUUUCUUUUUCCCAAUUGACAGGCAGUGGCAGGAGACAAAAUGCAUAGAACUCAAUAUUAAUUUCGAAAAUCCUCUUACUUGUAUGAAUUUCCCCGUAAAAAGUUUAUUAGCGGAACCUUUAGGUAUCAAACCAAUCGUAGGGGAUGGAAAUUGCUGGUUCCGUUCCAUCUCUUACAUUAUUACAGGUAGUGAAGAGCACCACACCAUAGUCAGAAAAAAAUUAGUGCACUUCAUGCGUUCCGAACCCAUGUGUAAACGCAUAAGAAAUGCUUUUCCCCCUGAUGACAUUAAACAUGAUAUGGAUAGGAAUGGUGUUUGGGCGACCGACAUUGAAAUAUUCGCAACUGCAGAAAUGCUGGACACAGAUAUAUUUAUUUACUCAAAAAUUUCAAAUGAUAAGAAAAUAUGGCAAACGUUUUCGAAGACAUUUAUUUCAAAAGAGGGAAAUACUGAAGCAGAUGAUUUCAAUAAAUCUGUGUAUAUCACAAAUGAAAGUGGAGUUCAUUUUGAGGUUGUGCUCUCUGUGAAGAAAUAAUAUUGAUAUGUAAUUUAAUAAACAAAUAUUAUAGGUUCAGCUCAGGUUAAGAUCAAGUGAUCUUGUAGUGAAACAUGAAAUUACUUAGGAUA
Messenger RNA from Nilaparvata lugens (brown planthopper), 884 nucleotides. RefSeq lists its product as uncharacterized. The record is from RefSeq and is a predicted model, not a curated record. Bases 151 to 792 code for a protein of 213 amino acids. Gene Ontology annotation, molecular function: cysteine-type deubiquitinase activity. Lineage: Eukaryota; Metazoa; Arthropoda; Insecta; Hemiptera; Delphacidae. Gene Ontology annotation, biological process: protein deubiquitination. The transcript has a single exon.